AUAUAUAUACGUACAACCAUCGAGUUCUAAUCACCAUAUAUGCAUAUCUCUAGCUAGCUUCAUUCCAAACUAAAUAUGAAUCUUCCUAUCUUGUUUACGUUUUCUCUCCUUGUUUCAAUCUCUUGUGCCGAUACAGUUUUCGACUUUUGUGUCGGAGACUUGAGCCUACCUAGUGGACCGUCAGGGUACGCUUGUAAGGAUCCUGCUAAAGUCACGGUAGAUGAUUUUGUACACUCGGGUCUGGGUGUCGCGGGUAACACUACUAACAUGUUUAAAUUCGGUGCAAGUGUAGCAUUUAGUCCUCAAUUCCCAGGGUUAAAUGGUAUGGGAAUUUCCAUGGUACGAGCAGACUUGGGUGUUGGUGGAGCCGUGCCAAUCCACACUCAUCGAGUGGCGGAACUCCUCAUAUUAGUCGAGGGUACCGUAAUUGCUGGAUUCAUCAACACAAAUAACACGGCAUAUUACAAAACGUUACAUAAGGGGGACAUUAUGAUCUUCCCACCACAACUUCUUCACUUUCAGGUCAAUGUUGGGUCAACACCGGUUGUUACGUAUGCAAGUUUCGCCAGUGAUAAUCCCGGUGUUCAAUCAGUUGACGCGGUGUUUACAAACGAUCUACCGUCCAAGGUGGUUGAGAAGGUCACUUUGCUUGAUCAUGCACAAGUGAAGAAGCUUAAGAAAGUAUUUGGUGGCAGUAAUUAAUUAAUAGUUGAUUACAUAUACAUUAAUUAAUGUCAUAAUUUUUGUAAUUUCUUUUUUGAGUGAUAAAUCCUUAAUUAAUGAUUUGCACAAUUAAGCAACUUCCAAAAAGCUAUGAUAAUCCAAGCACUCGUAUUAAUUAA
Molecule: messenger RNA, 842 nt
Organism: Chenopodium quinoa (quinoa)
Lineage: Eukaryota; Viridiplantae; Streptophyta; Magnoliopsida; Caryophyllales; Amaranthaceae
Product: auxin-binding protein ABP19a-like
Exons: 1
Coding region: 76-702 (208 amino acids)
Cellular component (GO): cell wall
Molecular function (GO): manganese ion binding
Source: RefSeq, a predicted model, not a curated record